AUGUUGUAUUUGAUUGGAUUGGGAUUGUCUUACGAGACCGACAUCACUGUGCGUGGGUUGGAAACAGUGAAGAAAUGUAAGAGAGUUUAUUUGGAAGCAUAUACUUCGAUUCUUAUGGCAGCUAGUCAAACAUCAUUGGAAGAAUUUUAUGGCCGGGAAAUCAUAUUGGCCGAUAGGGAGUUAGUCGAAACCGGGGCAGAUCAAAUCUUGAAAGAUGCCGAUACUGAGGACAUUGCAUUUUUGGUUGUUGGGGAUGUUUUUGGUGCCACUACUCAUACUGAUUUAGUUAUCAGAGCUAGAGAAUUGGGUAUCAAAGUUGAAGCAAUUCAUAAUGCAUCAGUUAUGAAUGCGGUUGGAGCUUGUGGAUUACAAUUGUACCAGUUCGGACAAACUGUAUCAUUAGUGUUUUUCACUGAUAGCUGGAAACCUGAUUCAUUUUAUAAUAAAAUCAUGGAGAAUAGAAAGAUUGGGUUACAUACUUUACUUUUAUUAGAUAUUAAAGUUAAAGAACAGAGUAUUGAGAAUAUGGCAAGAGGUAGAUUGAUUUAUGAGCCACCAAGAUAUAUGGAUAUUGCUACUGCUGCAAGUCAAUUAUUAGAAAUUGAAGAAAUCAGAAAUGAACAAGCUUAUACUCCAGAUACUCCAUGUGUUGCAGUUUCCAGAUUAGGAUCUCCAACCCAAACUUUCAAAGCUGGUACUUUAAAGGAAUUAAGUCAAUAUGAUUCGGGGGAACCUUUACAUUCUUUAGUCAUGUUGGGUAGACAAGUCCAUGAUUUGGAAUUGGAAUAUUUAUAUCAAUACGUUGAUAAUAAAGAAGAAUUUAAAAAAUUUGUUGAAAAAGAUCAAGAAUUUUUCAAACCUCCACCAUACGUACCACCUGAAGAAGAUGAAUUAAGUGAUUAA
Messenger RNA from Hyphopichia burtonii NRRL Y-1933, 903 nucleotides. RefSeq lists its product as uncharacterized. The coding region runs from base 1 to 903 and encodes 300 amino acids. The transcript has a single exon. The record is from RefSeq and is a predicted model, not a curated record. NCBI's taxonomy places the organism in Eukaryota, Fungi, Ascomycota, Pichiomycetes, Serinales, Debaryomycetaceae. Gene Ontology annotation, molecular function: diphthine synthase activity. Gene Ontology annotation, biological process: protein histidyl modification to diphthamide.